Messenger RNA from Acanthaster planci (crown-of-thorns starfish), 4736 nucleotides. Its product is annotated as N-acetylgalactosaminyltransferase 7-like. The record is from RefSeq and is a predicted model, not a curated record. Gene Ontology annotation, molecular function: polypeptide N-acetylgalactosaminyltransferase activity. NCBI's taxonomy places the organism in Eukaryota, Metazoa, Echinodermata, Asteroidea, Valvatida, Acanthasteridae. Gene Ontology annotation, cellular component: Golgi apparatus. Gene Ontology annotation, biological process: protein O-linked glycosylation.
UGUCGAGGCGAGUCAGCUCAUGUAAACAUCAUCAGCGCACACAGUGUUAAUCGAUCAGUGAAAGUUGUGAAAGGUAUGGUACAACGUGUCAGCUUUCCGACUUGCCUGGAUGCAUAGUGAGCGAUUGGUCCAUAGCUUGGCGCUAGGCAGAGGGUAAAGAGCUUGAAUCUCCAGAGUACGGUAUUUUCUUAGAAAUGGCUCGAUUUAGAACUAAAAAGUGUUUGCUGGUCGUGAGUGUGGCUGUGGUGAUUUUGUUCAUGGUCAAGACAUUUUUGAUGGCCGGGGAGAUGUCGGGGAGUGGAGAUGACAGCGGGCUUGACGGGAAGCAGCCGCCCGGCGGCAGGCCUAACGAGCACCAUCAAGAUGGUAACAAAAUGAAAAUUGCUGAUUUAGCCCUCGAUGUCCAGGGGGUUGGCAUCGACCGCCCGCCUAUACACAAGGAAGCUCACAACUUUGGCUCACCGGUUCAGCAGGGUGCCUCAUUGAAAUCAUCCCUGGGGAACUACGAACUGGAACAACCUCCUCGCAAGGCUGGCCCUGGGGAGAUGGGGCUCCCAGUCCGAACCAGUCCAAAGGAACAAGAGGCGGAAGAGAAGAGCAUUAAGGAGUACGGUUUCAACCAGUACGUGAGCGACAAGAUAUCACUGGAUCGAAAUAUACCAGAUCUGAGAAAUGCACAAUGCAAAUACUGGCACUACCCAGAAAAGCUACCAACGACCAGUGUCAUCAUAGUCUUCCACAAUGAGGGCUGGUCCACACUGCUUCGCACGGUGCACAGCGUCAUAAAUAGGUCGCCGCCGGAACUGCUUCAUGAAAUCGUCAUGGUGGACGAUUUCAGCACCAAAGACCACUUAAAGAAGAGACUAGAUGAUUAUGUGGAGUCCCCGCAAUUCAUGGGUAAAGUCAAAGUCGUCCACAACAAGCGACGGGAAGGCCUCAUCAGGACACGCAUCAUUGGAGCCCGGGCGGCCACUGGGGACGUGCUGCUGUGGUUGGAUGCACACUGUGAGGUUGGCAUUAAUUGGUUGCCGCCGCUGCUCACACCCAUCGCUGUCAAUAGGACAACAGCGGUCUGCCCCAUCAUUGACGUGAUCGACAACCAGAACUACAGAGUAUACCCUCAGGGCACAGGUGACCAGGACCGAGGAGGGUUUGACUGGAGCCUUUACUGGAAACACUUCCCCCUCCCGGAGUUUGAGAAAACGCGGAGAAAAUAUGAGACGGAGCCCUACAGAUCACCGGCGAUGGCAGGAGGCCUGUUUGCCAUGGAUCGCAAGUUUUUCUUUGAGCUCGGAGCCUAUGAUGAGGGACUAGAAAUCUGGGGAGGAGAAAACUUUGAACUGUCCUUCAAGAUAUGGAUGUGUGGCGGUUCUCUCAUCUGGGUCCCCUGCUCCAGAGUAGGCCAUGUUUAUAGAAUUCUUGGUAGGGUACCAUACUCGUCUCCAAACGGAAGCAUGAUGAUGUUAAGUGAAAGGAAUCUCAAGCGAGUUGUGGAAGUCUGGUUUGAUGACUACAAGGAGUAUUUCUACCGCAGUAAGCCCGAGGCCAUGUUGGUCUCGGUGGGCGACCUGGAGAAACAGCUGGCUUUCCGUCGGAGGAUGAAAUGCCGGUCUUUCACCUGGUACAUGUCAGAGAUUGCACCGGACAUUGUGGACAAGUAUCCCUUGCCAGCUGCCAAUAUACAGUGGGGAGAGGUUAAAACGGCUGGUGCCCGUCUGUGUGUGGACUCAAUGGGCCAGAAGGAUGGUGGCAAGAUAGGCAUGUCGUACUGCCAUGGUGCUGGCGGGAACCAACUCUUUAGACUAACGGAAGAUGGCCAGUUCCGUAUUCACGACCAGUGUGCCUACAAAUCCUCUUCCGACAUCAGGUUACGACGGUGCGACACAACCAAGUACCACUGGGCUUACAAUACGGACACUCAAGCACUUUAUAUAGCAGACCAGAAUCUUUGUCUGGAUCACAGAGCAACCAGCAAAGAGCUUUUUAUGAUGACGUGCGAUCCGGCAAAGAAGACGCAACAUUGGGAAAUCUCCUCCAAGGGCCUCAAGCAUCACUGAUGUUUUGUCUCUAGCAGUUGGCCUCUCCAUCUCGUUGGUUUGUCAAGAGGAAGUGCGUAAGUGGAGAUGCCUGGAGAGUGAAAUGGUCCGUGAACAUGUUAUGUUAACAUGAGCCUGGUUUAUUUGGAGAAGUUAACAGUGACGUUUACAUGUGCUGUUACAUAUACAUGCACAGUACUAGGCUUUUCCUUGGCUUGGCACAUCAAGGUGUGGGGCCAUUUGGAAUCACUAUUGACAGUGUUGAUUAUUGUAUUCCACAAGUUCAUAUUAGAAGGUAUAUUUUACUACAUUCAUUCCAAAAUUCGAAUCCCAAAUUCCAGCCAGUUGUAAAUAUUGCUGAUGUCAGCAUUGAUGCUGUUUGUAUGCAAUAGUUUGGUUAAUAAUAUACAAUAGUAAAGAAUAAAGAAAAGGCUUUUGCAAACAUGGUAUGUCAUAAUACCUCUGCUUAAAAUAAAUAUUGGGCAUGUUAAAUAUUAGGCAUGUCGCUAUAAUGGAUUUUUGUUAGGAUAAGUUCAUGGAAAGUUGAUUGUGUGAUAGCAAUUUUAUUUAUUAACCCUGUUGCCAUUUUGGUGGAAGGGUCAAAAUAUCUUUUUAAAUGUUUUGUAGUAAUACUAAGGUGACUUCAGUGUUACUCUCAUCGGUUACAUGUCCGAUCACGGGUAAGUCACAAGUCAUUUCACGAGUCCAGUCUCAAGGAACAGGUGAUGGACAUGACCAAAGAUAUAUCUUUGCUCCAGUGAAUACCUUGCAUCUUGAUGGUACUAGAUGAGUGGUGGGCUUGCUAGGACUCGGCAUGGAUUUAUGACAGGCUCUGGUGCAACACUUGAAUGAUUUGCAGCCAGUAUGAUGCAGUAACUUCACUGAACUUGGGUAGAUUGUCCUGUGGAAUACUCAACAUGAUGGGGCCAAUUUUUAUUUUACUUUUUGAAAUAUAUUUCAGCAGUAAGUUCCAUGUGGCUAUACUACUUGUGCACCCCAUAACGAACCAACCAUGGAUGCUAGGCGUUAAUGUUUUGAUAAUGUGUGACCCACAAAAUAAGUUGUAAAGCCAUUUUAAUCAGCAUUGUUUUUUUUUAUUUUAUUGUUGCAUUACAAAGAGCAAACUGACCUCUUUGGAUGUAUUUCAGGUUUUGAUAGGUUGGGACAUAUGAAGUCAUCAGUGCCUUCAAAAGUCAAUGUGUGAGACCCUUGGAAAGAUAAGAACCAUUUAUUAACAACUGAAUUUGAAAUUACAACUCUCAUCUGAACUCAUCUCCUCUUUACAUAACACUAGCGUUAAAAAAAUUCUACCCUUUCAUCGCUGUACAUUUUAAAAAAGAAUUUAUCUCAGUUUUCAGUUUAGUUUUAGUUGAUGUAUCGUGGAUAAAAGCAAAAAAAAACUAAAUUGAUAAAAUAAGUUAUUCUAAUUUAGAGCUGAAAACUCAGAGUGGUCUAAUGUUUCAAUCCGAGCAUAAUUCUUUAGCAAAGGAAAAACUUACUUUUGUAAUAUUUCAGCUCUGUAUUGUAUUUUUUCACAUAAUUAACUUUCCAAAGUAUGGGACAUUCAUUCCCACAGUGUGCUACCAAUUCUGCAAUAUUAAUUUUAUCAACAAAGGAACUUGCUCACAAAUUACUGCAACAGCUUGCACAAAUUGACAUGAAAUCUCUGGUUCAUUUUAAUUAUAAAAACUGACAAUCAAGGCUAUGCACUCAUCAGCUUUCCUUUUUUUGCACCUCUGUUUUGUUAAAGGGUUGCCAAAACUCUGAUGUAGUGUUCGUAGGUUAUUUAUUGCAAUUCCUGUCCUGAAAUAAUGUCUUGCGGUUUUGCAGGUGUCAGUUCAUUUCUUUAUCUGUGCAUAUUGACCUAGCACAUGAGCCAGUGCUUCUCCUGAAAAACCCUGAUUUCCAAUGAAGUCGGAAUUUUUACACUUUUUUUGUUCACUUUAUGAAUUCAUCAAACACAGAGGAUUUUUGUUUCCUAAUGCUGAUUUCAUGAGAUGUGUUCAUUUUAGGUUUGAUGGAAGCAGAAUAUUGGAAAGCUGAAGAAAAGCACAAGGAAUUCUGUGGGCAAGAGACAUUUUUAAAAGGAUUUUGAAGGUUGGCUCAUUUUCUGAGUUAUGGCUGAAAUUUGGAUUCAGUGAAUGUAAUUUUGCAUUGGGAGUGUAGGUCAUUGAAUGGUAAAUGUCCACUACUUGAUAUAAUAUAAAAACACUUAUGUCAUAAAUGAAAACUUCUCAAGGUAAGAAUCAAGCCAUUUUUCUUUGGUGAGAAAUAUGUUGGACAUAUUUGAAACGAAUAUGGCCCGCCCAAAUUUAAUUUAAAAACUUUCAUUUUGACAUCAACACGAAAGUGGGACCCACUACUGACAGUUUUAUGUAUCAAUGUUUAAUGUAAAUAUAUUUAUUGAAAGUUUUUACAUAUAUGUGGGUGAAGGGUCAGUUUUUAUUAACAGUGAUAAUUUUUGAGACCUCAACAUCUCUUUUGUAUGUUUCCAUUAAUCAGCAAUCUGAAUUUGUGCUGGGUGGAGUACUAAAAUUAUUUUUGUAACAGCGGGUUUCAGUUUCAGCUGUAAACCACGAGGUCUUUAUUUCAAACAGAAAUGAUGGGAUACCAUUCCCACUAGCGUGAUUUUAAAGUGCUUCCACAUAUGUAAGCAAAUUUGAACAAAAAAAUUAAAUCUUACAGGUAUUUAUCAGAAAA